CAGCUGGGUGGCAGAGGGGACAGGGACAGGGGACAGGGGUUUUGUCUCGUGCCACCUGUAAGCCAUGUAAGAUCCGGGGCUUAUCAAGACAUAAACCCAAUUCUUUUCAAAACUUGUAACAAGUUCCUGAGCAGGGAACCCGAAGACGUUCAGAAAUAGCAGACAGGUGGUCUGAGGACGAAGAACUCCCCAAGAAAGUUCCGCACCGAGGACGGCUCUCCAGUCCGGUUGGAUGUCAGCUGGGAGUGGGUCCAGACUCUUCAGCCGAGGAUCAGAUCAGAACCGUUUUUAUUUCUUCUUGCUGAGUCUGGGGGGCAGCGCUGCGGAAUGAGCGGGGGUCGCUUCGAGUUUGAUGACGGAGGGGCUUACUGCGGCGGCUGGGAGGGGGGCAAAGCCCACGGCCACGGCAUCUGCACCGGACCCAAGGGCCAGGGCGAGUACUCUGGCUCCUGGAACUACGGCUUCGAGGUGGUCGGGGUUUACACCUGGCCCAGCGGCAACACCUACGAGGGCUACUGGUCGCAGGGGAAGCGCCACGGGCUGGGCGUGGAGACCAAAGGACACUGGAUUUACAGAGGGGAAUGGACCCACGGCUUCAAAGGCCGGUACGGGGUCCGGGUCAGCGUGGGCAGCGGCGCCAAGUACGAGGGCACGUGGAAUAACGGUCUGCAGGACGGGUACGGGACGGAGACGUACGCAGAUGGAGGUACUUUCCAGGGUCAGUUCACUGGUGGGAUGCGACAUGGUUAUGGCGUUCGUCAGAGCGUCCCCUACGGCAUGGCCGCAGUUGUCCGCUCCCCACUUCGUACCUCCCUGACGUCUCUUCGCAGUGAGCACAGCAAUGGCACCGUCCUCCAGCAGGACAUCCCUGUCAUCACCACCACCAAUGCUUCAGGGGAAGAGACACCCGUCCCCACCCCGACCCAACUGGGUCCGUCCCGUGGGGGCUUCGCCCUGACUCUCCAGGUGGACCCCGAGGCCGUGAAGCCUAAAAAGAAGGGUCUGUUUCGCAGGGGCUCCCUGCUAGGUAAGUUGAAGAAGUCUGAAUCAAACACCUCACUGUCCAGCCAGAAGAGCAAGCUCAGCUUCCUGAGGACAGAGUCGGCUCUCAGCUCCAAUGCCAGCGACACAAACUCCACCAUCAGCGGGGAUGAGAGCCUGGCAGGAGCUGAGGAUUUCCCACCGGUGGAGGCUGACAUUGACGCCACCACCACAGAGGUCUACAUGGGCGAGUGGAAGAACGACAAGCGCUCCGGGUACGGAAUAAGUGAAAGAUCCAGCGGGCUGAAGUACGAGGGCGAGUGGCUCAACAACCAGAGGCAUGGCUACGGCUGCACCACGUUUGCUGAGGGAGGCAAGGAGGAGGGCAAGUACAUGAACAACAUGCUGGUGAAGGCCAUGAAGAAGAGGGUGAUCCAAUUGAAGGGAACCAAGAUCAAGCAGAAGGUGGAGCGGGCGGUGGAGGGCGCUCAGAGGGCCGCAGCUAUCGCCAAGCAGAAGGCAGAGAUCGCUGCUUCCAGGUCAGCCCACGCAAAGGCCAAGUCAGAAGGAGCGGAUCAAGCAGCUCAGGCCUCCAACAGUGAGUCCAGUAUUGCCAGACUGGUGGCCAAAGAGCUCUCUCCUUCCUUCUACCAGCCAGGUCCUGAGUACCUGAAGAAGAGGGUGCUGCAGGAGGUGGUGGAGGACACCGAGAACACCGACACCGUCAUGCAUGAGCCCCUGCUGGCUGAGGAGGAACCCCUACUCGCUGACGAGGAGCCCCUCCCCACUCCACCCGAGAGCCCACUUCCCAAUGAACUGGACGGCCUCAUGCCUGGCUCGUCCCCAGGCCGCACCCCGUCCCCGAGCCCGGCCAUCCCCAGCAAGGAGGACCCCAAACUCCUCGGUCCGAGGGGCUGGAAUGAAGACAAAUCCAGUAAAGUUGGUACCAUUAAGGCAGCCUCUAAGCCCAGCAGUCGGCCCAACACCCCUUCAACAUCAACUGCAGCCUCAUUAGCAGCACCUGAGGGAGGCUGGGCCCCCCGCUCCGCCAGCCGUCAAAGCAACAAAAAUGAGCAGGGCUCAGACCUGGAGAUCAAGCCCCUGCAGAAAUUAGACUCUGAAGCGAAGGCUGCAGUCUUUGUUCCAGCCCCUGUAAGAAAUAGCCUCAUCGCAGCAGAUGAAGAAGAAGCACCGCGCCUCGCCUCUCAUGUGACUCCCAAAGCUGUGACCCCCGAACCUAAGGCCGCCGAGGCAAAACCUGAGGCCGUUUCAUCGGCCCACGAACCAACGCCAUCCACCUCCGAGAAGAAAAAACAGUCYAGGGAGGGGAGCAGGCCGAGCAGCAGAGCAGAGACAAGACCACUACCAAAACGACAACCCAGCCCUGCCCCACCUCCAAAACCUGCACCCAGUCAGGAACCGAAAACUGUUCCAAAGCAAGUGGAAACUAAAGCCAUAGCUGCCAAACCAACCCCGAAGAUCGUGGUGUCGAGUAAAGAGACGAAAACAGAAGCUUCAGAACUGGAGGUCACCAGUGGUGCUGGAGACAGAUGGACCAGACAUUGGAGACACCACUGAUGGCUGAGCGGAGCCCCCUGCAGACSCCUGGCAGGUUUUAGAGACUCUGUGAAGCUCCUCUUUCUCCAGAGCUCAGAGAAACCGAAGGACCCUGAAGAGCUGGAGCGUCUCGGUGCCUCUGAACYGGAUUGUUGUGUUUAAGUUGCUAGCUGGAAGGUUGAGUACGUCUCAGAGCAGCGCUCCCAAACUCAKUUUAGUCACGGUGUGUCCUCCAGGGUGUUGUCAUUUUUGUUGAACGGCUUUAAACUACUUUUAACUUAAAAGGCUCCCACCGGCUGGCUCUCACUGAAUCAGUAACUUAUUACACAACCGUCACAAUGUAUGUUUUGAUUUUGUAACUGCAACUGCUUUGGGCUGAUUUCUGUCUUCACUGUGCCUUCAGACUCUGCAUCAGACGUGUGGACUAUUUUUAGAAUAACUGUUGCUGUCAGUGUUUUUAUUCAUGCCCAGRGUCAAGCAGCUGGAAAAGAUGAGCUAAAAUAAGUGUGUCUGUGUUUGGRUCACUUGAAACACUUCUCUCAGUGCAGACAAGUUAUUCUCUUCUUGUUGUUGCUUUUAACUCCCAUUUAAAACCAAACAAAAAGGAAAGUGUCGUGAGAGACAGUUCUCGUAAUUACAUCUCCCAAAACUGUUAGGAUUGUAGAGUAGGACAGUGUAGGACAAUGUGGAAUGUUCUGUUUGAAACUGGGAUUUACAGAAUGUGCUUGAGUUGUUAUUCUGCUGCUUUUGUUUAGAAAGAAGCUAAAAGAGAUGGAGAAGGAAAACAAGAGGCAUUAAGAAAUGUGUMACUGCUGUUGCUGAUGUUUUAUAUGUUCCUGUAGUGUAAGGCUGGACAACUGUAGGCUCCCAAACUGUGGCAAAGGAAACACUGAGUCUGCAGCCACUUUUAUCCAAAAACUACCACUGUCUUGGAGUGUAGGAAGUGAGAUGGACUCCUUUAACUGUGAGUUUCUGAAACCUGUCCACACUCAGAGGGCCGUUAGUUAGAGUACUCAUGACGUCACUACAUGUCAGACUUUCUGUACUGUUUUUUGUUGAAAUGCCCCCCUUUUCAGCACUCAGACUGAUCUGAAUAUAAAGAUGAAUCUGAAUGCUGAGAAGAAAAUAAAUUGAUUUAGCUCACAGUAGUUAGAGACUGAACAAAAAAACUAUCCCUGAAUGAUUCUUAACUCCAUGUCUUACAGUGAAAAGAGCUUCUUCUGUUGGGGGAGGGGGGGAGCACUACAAAGACUAAGUUGAAGCUGAAGUUGUUCUGCUUUUGAGUGAUGAAAAACUGUUGAGGAAGUAAAAACAUAAUAAUUGUUAAAAACAAACAUGUUUUAAUAAAAGUUCUGUGAUUCUUCA
Austrofundulus limnaeus is the source of this 3903-nucleotide messenger RNA. It is a transcript of the gene jph2, whose product is annotated as junctophilin 2. Lineage: Eukaryota; Metazoa; Chordata; Actinopteri; Cyprinodontiformes; Rivulidae. The record is from RefSeq and is a predicted model, not a curated record. Gene Ontology annotation, cellular component: sarcoplasmic reticulum; junctional membrane complex; plasma membrane.